GGAUCAUUUUGACCCCAGAGGCAUAUCUUUUAUCACAGCCAAAAUGUGGUUCAUUCAAUUCAUCCUGUUUCAUGACUUUGUCAAUCAACUUGUUCUUAAUACAUCUAAAUCCUGGUUUAGUGUUUCUGUAUCAAUAAGGACUUUUAACAAAUUCAAAUCCUUUGGAGUCAUUUUGACACCAGCCAAAAGCACCUUUGAUAAAUAGGACGUUUAUUUCAAAUCAAAAUGAAAUCACCAUUUUACCAUUUUAAAAACAUGUCAAUAAAUUCACAACACACUGUGUCCUCAGUCACCUUGUCCCAGAGAGGUUUACAUGGUUAUCAAAACAUCACACCAGGGGCCUGUUGCACAAAAGUAGAAUUAAGACAUCCGGGAUAAAUGACUCAGCUGAGCUCAAUGAAGCCAAAACAUGUGCGUCCAGGCUUAAUUGGUUGCACAAAGACCAAGCCAGGAUGAGCAGACACGGAUUCAUUAAGCCAGGUGAAACCAAUCCUGGAUAGGUGCGCGCUCACGGCUCACUCAAAUAGACCCCGCCACAGAUCACAGAUUAACUGAUUUACCAUGGCAACUAGAGCCGCGUACUUUUCCCCGUCGGAAGCACAAAUCCUCAUGGAGGCAUACGAGGAGGUAAAAGAUAUAAUUAAGAAGAAAGGCAACACCGCCACAGUGAUAAAGCAAAGAGAAAAAGCGUGGCAAAGUAUUGCAGACCGCCUGAAUGCAUUAAACAUGAACGGGCCAAAACGGACAUGGCAGCAGGUCAAAAUCAAAUACAAGAACAUUCUGCAGAAUGCAGUGAAAAAGAAUACCCACAGACAAGGCACGGGUGGUGGGUCACCAAAGGCUGACCUUACCCCAGCAGAGGACAUGGCCUUGGAGCUAAAUAAAGGCCGGCCCGUCUUAGAGGGGAUCCCUGGGGGGAAAGAGACGAGCAUAGGUUCCUCCCAAGAUGCCACCCGCUUCAUUCAAGUGCCUGGCAGCACUGUGUUCCUGUUAGAGCCACCAGCACAAGCACCAGACGAUGCUGAUCCAGGUGAAGGCCCCAGUGCAGCAGCAACAGCACAUGAUGGAGACGAUGAUGAGGAGGAGACCAUCUCUCUGGAUUCCAGAAGGCAUGAGGACCCAGAUGCUAUACAGUGGGAAAACCAGCCUGGCAACAUAAGCUCACAAGCUAUCAGAAAGUUGUAUGGCAACCACCUCCGGCGCCAAAUAGAACUGGCAGACAUAGACAUUCAGUACAAGAAGAAAAAGAUGGAAAAUCUUGCACUGGAGUCCGAAAUAAAAAAGAGGACAAUUAGGAAACUGGACCUUGAAAUAAAAAAACUUGAGAGGGAGCUCCAAGAAGAUGACACAGCUCAAAAUAAAAAUUAGGUAUAUUCUCGUAAAGUCAAGUGAGCCAUGACAUAUGAGCUCUUAUUGUGAGCACACAGGACGGUGGCAUCUUUCUAAGUUUUUUUAAUUUUCCCAGCAAUCA
Messenger RNA from Oncorhynchus nerka (sockeye salmon), 1471 nucleotides. RefSeq lists its product as uncharacterized. The transcript is spliced from 8 exons. Lineage: Eukaryota; Metazoa; Chordata; Actinopteri; Salmoniformes; Salmonidae. The record is from RefSeq and is a predicted model, not a curated record. Bases 562 to 1368 code for a protein of 268 amino acids. Gene Ontology annotation, cellular component: nucleus.